Maniola jurtina (meadow brown) is the source of this 1557-nucleotide messenger RNA. RefSeq lists its product as uncharacterized. The record is from RefSeq and is a predicted model, not a curated record. The coding region runs from base 511 to 1488 and encodes 325 amino acids. The transcript is spliced from 8 exons. Lineage: Eukaryota; Metazoa; Arthropoda; Insecta; Lepidoptera; Nymphalidae.
UGUGAUUAAAAAAUAGUUAGGGCGGAUUUCACCAUUCGCUACAGAAACCUAGUUUAACAAAACUAAGUUUAGCUUAACUGAGUUUAAACAAAUAAUUUGAACUCAGUUUAAGUCAAACCGAUUUCACCGGCUAUAAACUAAUCGCGUUUAGUAAAACUAAGUUUACAUGAAGUGUUGUCACGAUCAUAGACAAAACCACGGAAGUAUUCGAUGCGUUUUGUAUUUGCAACAUCUUGGCAACAUUAAACAGCGCCUUGCUGCCCCUUUUUUAACAAUUUUUAGUUGCAAGAACAAAGCGCAUUGUCAUUGUGCUAUACUCUUUGACAACUCAUUAUCCUUGAUUAUCCUUUUCUGAUCGGUGUUUGUCAUUGUGUUUCUCUUUAAAAAUUUUAUUAGUUAAUUAUUUAUUUGAAAUUGAUAUCGAUAUAAGUUUUUUAGUUAUAGUAUUUUGUUUUGUUUAUUUUGUAUUGUUAGUUGUUACGUUGUUAGAUUGUUACCUACUAGUUAAUUAUGUCAAAAAGAAAAAGAGACGCCACUUUUGCCGCCAGCGAAAAAUUGGCUCUUGUUGAAGUCGUCGAAAGACACUUCAACAUUGUCGAAAAUAAAAAAACGGACGCGGCUUCAGUGGCUGAAAAACGUGAAGAGUGGCGCAAAAUAGCCACUGAAUUUAAUACUGUGUCCUGCCUGCACCCCAGGGAGUGGGAGGUCCUAAAAAAUUGCUGGGAAAACCUAAAAAAAAAGGCGAAAAAUAAAUUGACGCUUCAAAAUCAGCACUUUUUGGGAACAGGAGGAGGACCACCAAAAAAAAUCAUUGACGAUCCUGCCAUUGAACGCGUGCUGCAGUUAAUUCAGUCAAGAGUGUCAGGCUUUGUUAAUGAGUAUGACUCUGAUAACACUCAGGUUAUAGCCUCAUCGCAACCUGAUACUCUUUCUGUAAGAAUAGCUGAUGAAGAACACGAUACAGUCCUAAGUGAUAUCAGUAACACAGUAUUGGUUCAGGAGAGUGAGAGUGGACCAAUACUGGAUGAAAAUAUAUCAACUGAGGCGGCCACCACUAUGACCCUUGACUGGUCUCAGUACAAUCCGAGUAUGUUAAGGGAGCCAAUGAAUCAUAUUCUUGGCAGAUUGGAAAGCCCGUUACCUGACAGACAACAACCAGCACAGCCUGAUGUGACUUUUUCUGAUGCACAACAAUUGCAUCACACACCAUCAAGGAUCCAUACUCGUGCACCAACACUAACUGCAGCGAGAAGCAGAAGGCGGCCAGUUUUGAGGCAUGAUACUAGUCAAAGCCUGAAUAAUGAAAGAAUACACACUCUGACUAUGACCAACAAACAUGCCCAAGAGGAGCAUGAUAUUCAUAUGAGGAUAUUGCAACAUCAAGAAGAACAAGAAAAAGUGAAGCUUGAACAAGAGAACAUAAAAUUGCAACAAGAGAAAAUAAAAUUAGAGCUGUUACAAAUACAGUUAAACAAAUUAAAAGAAUAAACUCUUUAUUCUUUUAAUUUGUUUAAUUUUAUAAAGUUCUAAUUUUAUGUACUCUUUUUAUUUUAUGCA